This is a messenger RNA of Megalops cyprinoides (Indo-Pacific tarpon), 1157 nucleotides long. It is a transcript of the gene syf2, whose product is annotated as SYF2 pre-mRNA-splicing factor. Lineage: Eukaryota; Metazoa; Chordata; Actinopteri; Elopiformes; Megalopidae. The transcript has 7 exons. The record is from RefSeq and is a predicted model, not a curated record. The coding region runs from base 33 to 737 and encodes 234 amino acids. Gene Ontology annotation, cellular component: Prp19 complex; post-mRNA release spliceosomal complex; catalytic step 2 spliceosome.
GCCGGAAGUGACGAACACAUUUCAUUUCCACCAUGGAGUCUAACACAGAGACUGGAGAUAAAGUACCUGCUGAAGUUACCUCUGCCCAGAAAAGAGAGGACAGACUUAAGAGGUUCCGGGAACUUCAUCUGAAAAGGAAUGAAGCUCGUAAGCUCAAUCACCAGGAAGUGGUGGAGGAAGACAAGAGGCUGAAGCUGCCAGCAAACUGGGAGGCCAAGAAAGCCCGGAUGGAGUGGGAACUGCAGGAUAACGAGAAGAAGAGGGAGUGUGCCGCCAGGGGCGAGGAUUACGACAGGGUGAAGCUGCUGGAGAUCAGUGCAGAGGACGCCGAGCGCUGGGAGAGGAAGAAGAAGAAGAAGAAUCCCGACCCGGGCUUCUCAGGUUACGCGGAGGCGCAGCUGCGCCAAUACCAGCGUCUCACCAAACAGAUCAAACCCGACAUGGAGAGCUAUGAGAAGCAGCGGGAGGAGUGCGGUGAAGAUUUCCACCCCACCUCCAACAGCCUGAUCCACGGCACCCACGUCCCCUCCAAGGAAGGCAUCGACCGCAUGGUGGAGGACGUGGAGAGACAGAUAGAAAAACGCUCUAAGUACAGCCGGCGUCGGGCCUACAACGACGACGCCGACAUCGACUACAUCAACGAGAGGAACGCCAAGUUCAACAAGAAGGCCGAGCGCUUCUAUGGCAAAUACACGGCCGAGAUCAAGCAGAACCUGGAGAGAGGCACGGCCGUGUGAGUCGCGCUGCAUUAACCCGCCUGCAGUACCCGGAGCGCAGCGGGCCCUCCCACUUCCCUCUGUCAUCACCUGCUGGCUGGACGGCUGUUUUCGCUGGACCCACCCUAGUUACAAACCUGCCUCAGCCGGCAACAUUUACUCAUUUUAGACGACAGAAAAUGACAGCAGAAAACGUGGGCCUGAAUUUGCAGGGGGUUAGUGGGUUUUUUGAUUAUUUUAUUAGUCGUAGGGUCUACGUUUUUGAUCCAGCCCAUGAUUGUUAAUGGAGUGCUGGAACGAUCUGUAAAGGACUGUAAAAAUCUUUCAUCGGUGGGACUGGGAUUUUUUUCAUUUUUUAUUCUGUGUAUGCUUUUGUGUAAAGUGUGAUAAACAUUUGUCCUGCUACCUUGGCAGCAGUACAUUGUUUUACACAAUAAAACU